AUGGAUUCAUCAGGCACUGGUGAGUCGAACACUACGGGUCCUAUGCCCAUCGUAUCAGACUACCGAGAGUCAUCGGAGCAUGAGGUACACACUUCAGAUGUUACCAGCACGAAUGAGGAUGAUUUCCAGCCAUUCGCGCUACCCGAUGUUGUCGCCGAGCCCGCUAAUGGCCCUUUUGCCGCGGAUUUGCCGCUCAUGGAGAUCCCUGCCCCUAUACCUCUUGCCGCUUAUCCUGUUCUUGAUAUGCUCCUUUAUUUUGAGAUGGAGUUCGAUGACCCAAAGCCUGCCGUGGCCCCUGAGCCAUUAGCCACUCCUGACCCUGUGUUUGAGCAUGACCCUAUUUAUGCUGGCAUACCCAUUGUUGACCCUGUGAUUGCUGAUCUACCCGUUGAUGAUCACCCUGCUGAUGCCCCUCUCAUCGCUGAUGUACCCGCCGAGCCUGAUGUUGUCGCUCCUCUUCCUGAUCCUGUUCCUUUGGAGCCCGACCAUGCCCUGUUUGCGACACAUAUUGAUUCCCGUUAUGCGCACACCCAGAAUGGGUGGAUUGAUGCUGAUGAUGAGUACCCGCCUUUUGUGGUACCAGUUGCGCCUGUUCCAGCCCCUGUGUCAGUUCCUCCUGAUAUUCCUCUGCAUCCCGUUUAUACCACCGAUGCACGUCACAUGGAUUUCCCUUUAUUAUUCGCUCAGUUCACACCUCCAGCACGACCUGGAGAGGGAGGCACUCACACGACGCAUACAGGAGCUCAAGAGAGCUCAGCCACCGCCUUGCCAGUGUCAGGGUCAGACUCACCCUGCUACUUCGCAGCCCCCUCGACUGUUGUCACCGGACUCUGCCGCACGUCUUUGGGCACUGGAGCAGCAGAUGGCUUCCUGGUUGCGUUCCCAGAGAGCCAUGGAGGAGGACUGGCUCCAUUUGCGUCAUUUGUUCUAUUCCCAUUUCCCCCUCCUCCACCGCCAUCAGUGUAG
Messenger RNA from Helianthus annuus (common sunflower), 966 nucleotides. RefSeq names its product calphotin-like. Bases 1 to 966 code for a protein of 321 amino acids. Lineage: Eukaryota; Viridiplantae; Streptophyta; Magnoliopsida; Asterales; Asteraceae. The record is from RefSeq and is a predicted model, not a curated record. The transcript is spliced from 4 exons.